Asparagus officinalis (garden asparagus) is the source of this 2579-nucleotide messenger RNA. Its product is annotated as rab9 effector protein with kelch motifs-like. The transcript has 9 exons. The coding region runs from base 399 to 2300 and encodes 633 amino acids. Gene Ontology annotation, molecular function: protein binding. The record is from RefSeq and is a predicted model, not a curated record. Lineage: Eukaryota; Viridiplantae; Streptophyta; Magnoliopsida; Asparagales; Asparagaceae.
AUGUGUGUGUAACGUGACUUUGUGCGUGUAUGUUUUUCUCGCCCAUCUUCGAUGUAGGGUAACAGUCACUCUCUCCUAUGAUAUUAUUAUUAACGCAUCCCCUCACUCAAAAAGAUUCAAUACACUUUUGGGUUCAAUCAGCUAUCACCUGUUCUUGUCAAAAGGGCUACCCUCUCUCUCUCUCUCUCAUUUCAAACAGUGAUUUAACACCACACCGCUCCCUCUCCUCGUUGGUUGGCACAGUGAGGUGGACUUGAAAGAAAGCACACAUCUUUUCCUGUCCAUUAGAGAUCUCUCUCUCUCUCUCUAUCUCUCAGUCACUAGCUCUGGUUGCUCAAAUCCUAGCUCUCCUUUGUGGUUGUCUCUUUUUUUUUCCCCCUUUGAUUGCUCUGGGGAUUAUGGGUUCGUUGGGAGGAGCAUCCCUUGAGGUGGUGAAGAGGAAGAAGGCAAUGUGGCUUUACCCAAAAGUGGUGGGCUUCAACCCCCCUGAGAGAUGGGGGCACUCUGCUUGCUUAUCUGAUGGCCUUCUUUAUGUUUUCGGGGGAUGUUGUGGUGGUCUGCACUUUAGUGAUGUACUCACUCUGAAUCUUGACACAAUGACUUGGACCUCCCUCACAACCACUGGCCACAAACCCGGUACUCGAGACAGCCAUAGCGCUGCCCUCAUAGGUCACAAGAUGAUAGUCUUAGGGGGCACAAAUGGUUCCAAGAAAGUGAAUGACCUACACGUAUUAGAUCUUGAAACUAAGGAAUGGAGCAAGCCUAAUUGUAAAGGAAUCCCUCCCUCCCCCCGAGAAAGCCACUCUGCUACCGUUGUAGGCAAUGACAAGCUUGUGAUAUUUGGAGGAAGUGGUGAUGGUGAAGCAAACUACUUGAACGAUGUUCACAUACUUGACCUCAAGAACAUGACGUGGACUUCUCCGGAGAUAAAAGGUGAACCUCCUGCUCCUAGGGACAGUCACACUGCCGUUGCUAUUGGUAAUAAGCUCAUCAUAUAUGGCGGUGAUUGUGGUGACCGUUAUCAUGGGGAGGUUGAUAUUCUUGAUUUGGAGGUCAUGACUUGGUCAAGGUUGCCAGUUCAAGGAUCUUCGCCUGGAGUGAGAGCAGGUCAUGCAGCCGUUAAUAUAGGAACCAAGGUUUACAUAAUAGGUGGUGUUGGUGAUAAGCAAUACUACAGUGAUGUCUGGGUUCUUGAUUCUGAUACUUGUUCAUGGAGUCAGCUUGAUAUCCGAGGUCAACAGCCACAAGGGAGGUUUUCUCAUACAGCACUCAUUACUAACCACGACAUUGCCAUAUAUGGAGGGUGCGGAGAAGAUGAACGCCCUCUGAAUGAAUUGCUCAUUCUUCAGUUGGGGUCAGAGCACCCUAAUGGUCGUUACAAUAUUUCAAUGUGCAAGAUUUUUGGUAACCAUUGGAGCCAAGAAAAGAGGAAAUUUCUAAGGGGUGCAGAAAGUCUUCAUAGAAAUUUGGUUACAAAGAAUGGUGAAGUUAAUCAACAACGAUCACGAGAAUUGGAUGUUGACUUGAGGAGUUGCACGCUACAGAAACUAGAUAACUUGCAUCAUGCAAAGCGGAGGAGAACUGGUGAUGCAAAGGUUUGGGAGGUAGAGUCAGAACAAGAAGAGCAUUCCCUUUCGCUCUCCCAGCACUCAUCUCCAUCACAAUCUGAUCAAGAACAGAACAAUCUCCAGAAGCUCCCGGCCUUUGUCAAAGACUCCAUUACACCGUCACAGCAGCAGUUUAUUGCUUCCAAAGCACACCAUAGAAUCCCACAGGAAGUACAUUUUAUUGGAAGAGAAUCGCCUCGACAGUCCAAAACCGAACAGUUUCUACGAGUCGUUCCUCCUCAAAGACAAGAAGUGCAAUUCCUACCAGUGGAUCAGAAGCCUGUGAUGAGACCUGCCACUCCUCAUCUGAUUGGAGCAGAGGUUCGUGGCACAGUGGAUGGCGCUUUCGACUCAGGGUACCUCAUGACUGCUAAUGUCAAUGGCCAGAUCCUUCGAGGCGUCUUAUUCGCUCCUGUACCAGGCAUUGGGGUUCCCAGGCCCUCAUUUAACCCUCACAGCCCAGUUUUAGCAGGCAAUGCCAUGGUUUCUCAACAAUGUUCGGCUCCUACUCACGCAAUACCCAUCCAUGUCAGGCCAACUUCAAACUCGAGUGCACUCGAGUGCGGUCAUCUUGCGAGGCAGGCUCACGCCGGUCAAGCAUUGAAAGCUCAGCCCGCAAGGCUUAACAGCGAUCUUCAAGGUGUUGUUCUUACUCUCGGUGGCCCUGGUGGAGGUAAUACUGGAGGAUCUUAGAGCUGAUCAACUAAACCCUCAAAUGCUAGUGAUUCUUUAGUUUUGUUUUGUAUAAAUUUAGUGUGAGAAAUAAGAGCAUAUGAUUUUUGGUUUUUUUUUUUUUUGGUUUCAGUUGUAGUUGUUAACUGGUUUUGGUCAUUUUUUUGUUUGGGUGGUUUUUUUUUGAGCCAGGGUAUUGUUAGUUAAAUAUUUUGUGGUAAUACACUGCUGUGCAGUGGCUAGUAUCGUGUAUCUGUUUGUUAUGCUUCGAUCUGGUAACUUGUAUGCUAGGUUUGAGCA